Molecule: messenger RNA, 975 nt
Organism: Metarhizium acridum CQMa 102
Lineage: Eukaryota; Fungi; Ascomycota; Sordariomycetes; Hypocreales; Clavicipitaceae
Source: RefSeq, a predicted model, not a curated record
AUGAAGUUCAUUGAAAUUCUUUCGUUGUGUACGGCUGCGGCUGCUGCACCACUCGCUGAUGUCGACGGUAAAGCCUCAGCUACUCUAUCAUCUGUCACACCCUCUAUGAGCACUGUUCCCAACAUCCCUAUUCCGCACGGGCUGCUAGUGAAGGUAGAUGUCAUUGCCAAAGCCGAGAAGAUCAUAUCAGAGGCUCACACUCUGGGCCACACGAAAGGCCAUGAAGGCGUUUCAGCACCCCACGGCAAGAGUGUAUGGGUUGACAUUGACGCCGAAAUCAAGGCCAUCAUCAACAUUCUGGACAAGACUGGAGAAAACAGCAAGCAGAAUGGCGAGUUGCUCAAGGAUGAGCAACAUCGUAUCUCCGUCGUUGUUGCCAAAUUGAACGAGAAGCUUGACCUUGAGCAUCAGCUUAAAUCUCUUCACGCCGGGGAGAAACAUGCCAAUGCCACCUUAACACAUCAAGUCAGCAGCAUCGAGGUUGAGAUCAAGAAUGUUCUGUCCAAGCUUCAGAAGACCAACGUCCAGGGUGACGCUGUGAUUGUCCAUGCCAAGGUCAACCUGCUCGUUGAGCUGCUGAGUCUGUUGAUUUUGAAGGUAGAGGCUGAAAUCAAGUCCGGUGCUAUCCACAACCGUGGUGUGCAUGCAGACGUUGAAGUUCAUGAGCUCACCCUGAAGCUUGCUAAGCUUCUCACCAUCAAGGCUGGCAUCAACACUGGGAAUCUCAAGAGUACCAACGCAAGUGCCAACGUCGAUAUCGAGAUUCACAGCGUCCUUGUGAAAGUGCUUGGUCUCUUGAGAGUAGAGGCUAAUGGUAAUGCCAAGGCUGUUGUCUCGCACAACCACACCAUCAGUGGAGGUGUGAGCUCGGAGGACAGCAAGAUUGAACUUCUCGGGGGUCUGCUAAAGGUUCUUGCCAAAGCUGAUGUCGAUAUCAAGGCCAAGGUCGACGCUGAUAUUCACGCCAAGGCUUAG